AUUAUACUGUUGAUUUAUGUUAUUGAGUUAUUAAUUUGCGUUAAGAAUUGUAAUUGUAUAAAUUAUUGCGAAACAUAAGGUGAUAAUUUACGUUCAAUAAUGGCCGAUAUUCAAAGCAUUUUUAAGCAAAAUUGCAUUGUACCAGAUGUUAUAUCGAUAGCACCUUCAGAGCUUAUCAAUAUUCAAUAUCCAAGUGGUGUAACUGUAGAUUUAGGUAAAGAAUUGACCCCAACACAAGUGAAAGAUAAACCCGUGGUAAAAUGGGCAAAAAAAGAUACAGAGUAUUACACUCUAGUAAUGACAGAUCCAGAUGCACCAAGUCGUGAAAAUCCAAAGUUUCGAGAGUGGCAUCAUUGGUUGAUUGCUAAUAUUUAUGGAGGAGAUCUAGACAAGGGAGAAGUAUUAUCUGAUUAUAUCGGAUCAGGGCCACCAAAAGGUACGGGCUUACACAGAUAUGUCUUUUUGGUUUAUAAGCAACCAGAAAAGUGUGAUUUUUCUAAAGUACCAAAACUGCCGAAUAAUUCGGGAGACAAACGAGGAAAAUUUUCUAUUUCAAAAUUUGCUAACCAGUUUAAGUUUGGUGCGCCGGUAGCUGGUAAUUUUUAUGUUGCAAAAUAUGACGAUUAUGUACCAAAACUAUACGAAAAACUCAAAGGUUAAAAUAUGUUUCGUGAUCAGCAACAGUUUAACACAAUGACAUAUAUGUGUGAAACAGCCCUAAUAACAAACAUAUUUGUCUAUGGUUGAAAUCGAUUUAAUUUCCGUCUCCGCGUGACAUUCCCAUUUUUUCUGAAGUCGCCAUUAUUCCGCCAUUACAUUUUGGAGUUUGCGUAAAUUGGUCGUUGCACUGUCUUUGUGCUACAACUGCUGUGUGUUAUCAGUGACAGUAUAAUAAGUGCGUUGUAUCGCAGUGUUUUAUUGAAACAAAGAGUAGGGACGUUAUAUCGUAUGUCCAUCCAGAAUCUCAA
Leptidea sinapis is the source of this 968-nucleotide messenger RNA. Its product is annotated as protein D2-like. The record is from RefSeq and is a predicted model, not a curated record. Lineage: Eukaryota; Metazoa; Arthropoda; Insecta; Lepidoptera; Pieridae. The coding region runs from base 100 to 660 and encodes 186 amino acids. The transcript has a single exon.